AUGGACGGCGUCAGUGCAGCAGCCUCUGUGGUGGGCGUCCUGACAGCCGCUUUACAAAGCGCCCAAGCCCUAUCGAAGAUGAUUGACGACAUCAAGGGUGUCCCCAGCGAAAUUGCAGCCAUUCACAGGGAUCUCGAGGCGGUGACAUCCGUGCUCCAUCGGCUGGAGCCUUACUUACGAGAUGGCGAUGGGAGUUCCCAGGAUGGGCCGGCCAUGAGCUCCAUGCCAGACAUAGCCUUAGCUGUCAACAAUUGCCGCACUUCGUGCGACCAAUUUCAGGCGCUCUUGAAGCGGUGGCUAAGGCAUUCGACCGAAGACAAGAUGUUUUGGGUUGACAGGUGGCGAAUUGGUCUGUUUGGCCAGAGCAGGACGAAGGCAUUCCAAGCACGACUCUUUGGCUACAAGGGGACGCUCGCCUUGGCGUUGCAGACUGAUACUGUGAUGCGGACAAUCCGUCAAGGGUUCGUGAUGGAGGAUAGGAAGAAGACGAUGUUGCAAACCCUCGAGCAGGAGGUUGGAAAUGAGAUUGCCCGUGUCACAGAGGAGGGUAGAGACAUCGACGCAAGAUGCCGGGAGGUCUCCCUUUAUCAGGAGGCGCAGCCGAAAACAGAUGAAGAGCUUGAAAAGCUCAGACAGGACGCUCAGGGGGAAUUCCAGCUCCUUCGAGAGGCGAACCAGCAGCUCCAGAAGGUGUGUGAAGAAGCUCUCAGGAAGGUUGUAUCCGCGCGCACAGGGCAGAACAUCAAGGGUGUCAGGGCCACCAAUGAAAGUGCGGUCUUGACUGGAUAUAUCAACACGGAAGAACUCGGACAGACACAUCGGGUAUCGGUGGUAUGUUCCCCCGAUAUCCCAAUUGAGGUUGCUCCAUCUGCCAACCAACAACUCAACACCGCCGUCCCUCCGACGACUGACCGAAGCAUGUACAGUAUCCCUCCACAUGCCUCUCCCGGUGUCUCCCGACGACCACGACCAAGAUGCCCAGAAGGACCCUGGCCCCGCGCCGCCCGAACUCCCGAUAGUCUUCGCCGACCCGUCCGACCCCUUCACCCCGAAACUGCUCAUCGUCGAGCUCCUCCGCACCAGCUACUGCAUCCCCGGCUCUAUCUUCCUCGUCGAGGACGUCACGAUCGCCCCCCUCCCGCGGUCGACGCGAUGGCGAGCCGUCCGCCUCGUCCUCGGCGACGGCGACCUGUGCAUCCAGGCCCUGCUGCGCCCUGA
Microdochium trichocladiopsis is the source of this 1218-nucleotide messenger RNA. RefSeq lists its product as uncharacterized. The record is from RefSeq and is a predicted model, not a curated record. The transcript is spliced from 2 exons. The coding region runs from base 1 to 1218 and encodes 405 amino acids. Lineage: Eukaryota; Fungi; Ascomycota; Sordariomycetes; Xylariales; Microdochiaceae.